This is a messenger RNA of Capronia epimyces CBS 606.96, 930 nucleotides long. RefSeq lists its product as uncharacterized. Bases 1 to 930 code for a protein of 309 amino acids. NCBI's taxonomy places the organism in Eukaryota, Fungi, Ascomycota, Eurotiomycetes, Chaetothyriales, Herpotrichiellaceae. Gene Ontology annotation, molecular function: protein binding. The transcript has a single exon. The record is from RefSeq and is a predicted model, not a curated record.
AUGCCACGUAUGAAGCCGAUGCUGAAUGCGAUCAAGGGCCGGACGGAGAACCACCAAAAGUGCCUGAAGCUGUUGCUCGAAAGGGGCACCGACGUCAAUGCCACGAGCAUGUCGACCGGCAUGACGUACCUCCACUAUGCGAUUGCGCAGGAAUUUUGGCCCGGAUAUGCGACCACCGUGAAGAUGUUGCUCGAAGCCAAUGCAGAUCCCAGCAUCGUGGACAACGCGGGCCACACCCCGCUUGCGAUGCUCAUCAAGGGCCAAAGCCCGGGCCAAGUCAGGCCACUGGGUCAGGAAGAACGGGAGGCCUUAACGGUCCUCCUCAACCGAAACCCCAUCCACCAGAUCAACGUGAGAAAUCCACACAGCCGCGAAAACCUGCUGCACAUGGCCGUACGAAGACAGGAUGCAUACACGCUCGAAGCGGUGCUCGGCCGCUGCACCUACUCGGAAGUAAGGGGACGAUUAGUCAGUGAACGCACGCCGCAGGGACACACCCCGCUUCUACUCAUUAUGAAUAUCUGCCACUUCACCACCAGCAAGGCGGCCGGCGUGGCUCUACGAAUGCUGGAGGUUCUGCUCGAGCACGGCGCUGAUGCGGAUGAUGCCGACACCAGACGAGGCGAUACGGCGCUGCACUUUAUCAUAGGCGUGCAUCGGAGCUUUGAGGCCCUGGAACUACUUCUAAGGCACAAAGCCAACGCCCUCAAGAGAAAUACUCGGCAUGUCUGUCCGUGCGCUCUGCUGAGGGACAAGGCCCACGAUUACCCUUACGAUCCCUGGUACGCCCGUGCGAUCAUGCGGCUGUGUGAACUUGAUGAGGCGAGUACGCCGGGGCCAGGCUCAGGCCAAGUAGCUGCGAUACUCAAGGCUCCGCGACGUGCAUCCCCUGAGAUGACACCGCCACAGUCGCCAACAAGGUCGUCCUGA